AUGAUUCACCGGUCUCGCCUGUGUGGGCGGCUCAUUCUCGAGCGAUCUGCGGCGCACGCUUCUCGAACGUCUACUUCGUCAAUAUCGCCAAGGUGGCCUUUGUCACCUGUCUGCCAAGGUCGUCAUAUCUGCCGAUCCGCCCUGCCCGGCAUUCGACCCUUGGUUGGAGCGGCAUUUUCCACGGCUGCGAGAUUGAGCAAAAAGGACGACAAGAGCCACAAGGACGACUUUUUCGACUCCUCGGCCGAGACGCUAACCCAGCCGCUGUCGGAAGAAGAGGUCAAGGCAAACUCGGAGAACAAGAAGAAAGAGGCAGAGAGAGCUGCGGCAGAAGCCAAGUCGGACGCUUCAGGAGCAAAAUCUGACGCUGGCAGUAAAUCACAAGAUGGAAAGUCCAGUGGCGCGGCGGGAAGCUCGGCAACGGGCGGUUCAGGCUCGGGAGGGGAUAGCGCCGGAGGCGAUGGUAGCAAGAGGGGGAGGAAAUCUUCGGAAAAAGCUCUGCAGAAACCUGUUGUGCCGGAAGUCUAUCCGCAAGUCCUCGCUAUCCCCAUUGCGCGACGGCCGCUAUUUCCCGGAUUCUACAAGGCCAUCACGAUCAAGGAUCCCAACGUCGCCUCAGCCAUCACGGAGUCUAUCAAGCGCGGGCAGCCAUAUGUCGGCGCUUUCUUGUUCAAGAGCGAGAACGAGGACGAGGACAUUAUUCGCAACGCUGAAGAUGUUCACGACGUCGGCGUUUUCGCCCAGAUCACCAGCGCAUUUCCCAUCCACGGACAAGAGGGCGCCUUGACGGCGAUUCUCUAUCCCCACCGCCGGAUCAAGCUCUCCAGUCUGGUCCCGCCUAGUGCGGCUGAAAAAGCCGACGGUAAACAGGAGCCCGACACCCCAGAAGUCAUUCCACAGCAGACGCCUGUGGAGGAAGAACCACAACAGGAGAAGAAAGGCGAUGUUGUGGCCAGCUUUGAAGAAGGAGCCAUCGAGAAGAAACCAGAUCAGGUCGCUGAGAGAUACGAGCCAACGUCGUGGUUGAAAAGAUGGCCUGUGAGUCUUGUCAACGUGGACAACCUUGCCGACGAACCUUACGAUCCCAAAAGCCCCGUCAUCCGCGCCGUGACCAACGAAAUAGUCAACGUUUUCAAGGAGGUUGCUACUAUGAAUAACCUCUUCCGUGACCAAAUUUCAACCUUUUCAAUGAGUCAAUCUACUGGGAAUGUCACCUCAGAGCCUGGAAAACUUGCCGACUUUGCGGCUGCUGUGUCAUCCGGGGAACAGAAUGAAUUACAAGAUGUACUCUCCUGCAUGAACGUCGAGGAGCGAAUGCAGAAGGCCCUUAUCGUCCUCAAGAAGGAACUCAUGAAUGCCCAACUGCAGUCUAAAAUUACCAAGGACGUUGAGAGCAAAAUCAGCAAGCGUCAGCGAGAGUAUUGGCUUAUGGAGCAGAUGAAGGGCAUUCGCCGCGAGCUGGGCCUGGAAUCCGACGGCAAAGACAAGCUGGUUGAAAAAUUCAAGGAGAAGGCAGCCAACCUGGCCAUGCCUGACCCUGUUCGUAAGGUGUUUGAUGAGGAGAUAAACAAACUGGCCCACCUGGAGACUGCCGCGUCGGAAUUCAACGUUACGCGAAAUUACCUCGAUUGGCUUACUCAGAUUCCCUGGGGACGCAGAAGUCCGGAGAACUUUGGCAUUCCGAAUGCGAAGAAGGUCCUGGAUGAAGAUCACUACGGCUUGCAGGAUGUCAAGGAUCGAAUUCUCGAGUUCAUCGCUGUGGGGAAACUGCGUGGCACGGUAGAAGGCAAGAUCCUCUGUUUCGUCGGUCCUCCUGGUGUUGGCAAGACGAGCAUCGGAAAGUCUAUUGCCCGAGCUCUCAACAGGGAAUACUACCGAUUCAGUGUCGGCGGCCUGACUGAUGUGGCUGAAAUCAAAGGCCACCGACGUACAUACGUCGGUGCCCUACCCGGCCGUAUCAUCCAAGCCUUGAAGAAAUGCCAAACAGAGAACCCGCUCAUUCUGAUCGAUGAAGUCGACAAGAUUGGGCGAGGUUAUCAGGGAGACCCGUCUUCAGCCCUUCUGGAAUUACUCGAUCCCGAACAGAACAGCUCCUUCUUGGAUCACUACAUGGACGUCCCCGUGGAUCUAUCCAAGGUCCUCUUUGUCUGCACAGCCAACAUGACGGACACGAUCCCACGACCUCUCCUCGACCGCAUGGAGUUGAUCACGCUCUCGGGUUAUGUUGCGGAUGAGAAAAAGGCCAUUGCCAACACGUACCUCGCGCCGGCAGCCAAGGACGCGGCAGGCCUGAAGAACGCCAACGUGAACCUAACCGACGAGGCAAUCGAAGAGCUCAUAAAGUCGUACUGCCGUGAAUCCGGAGUCCGUAACCUCAAGAAGCAGAUCGAGAAGGUCUACAGGAAGUCUGCCUUGAAGAUCGUCCAGGACCUGGGAGAAGAUGUUCUCCCCGAACAGGAUGCCUUGACCGACGAAGGCAAAGCCGCAUUGGAAGAGAGCCAGAAGCAGACCGAGGAGAAGGCUGCGGCCAAUGACGACGCAAAGCCGGACGAAGGGCGGGCCGCCACCGAGGCCAAGACGGCUGAAAAGCCGAGGAAAGCACUGCAGGUUCCCGAUUCGGUGGACGUCCAGAUCGGAAAGGACAACCUGGUGGACUACAUCGGCCCUCCGGUCUUUACGUCGGACCGCUUGUACGAGGUAAGCCCGGCCGGCGUCUCGAUGGGCCUGGCGUGGACGCAAAUGGGCGGCGCAGCCAUGUACAUUGAGUCCAUUCUACAAGCGCCCCUGCGAGCCAGCGCGAGGCCGUAUCUGGAAAUCACGGGCAACUUGAAAUCUGUCAUGAAGGAGUCAACAACCAUUGCCUACUCGUUCGCCAAGUCCUUCAUGGUCAAGCAGUUCCCCGAGAACAACUUCUUCGACAAGGCCAAGAUGCAUCUCCACGUCCCGGACGGCGCCGUGCCCAAAGACGGGCCGUCUGCCGGAAUCACCAUGGCCACAUCCCUUCUCUCCCUGGCUCUCGAUACGCCCGUCGACCCUACCGUUGCCAUGACCGGUGAACUCACCCUGACAGGAAAAGUCCUGCGCAUCGGCGGACUGCGGGAAAAGACCGUGGCAGCUCGUCGAGCGGGCUGCAGAACAAUCAUCUUCCCCAAGGACAACAUGUCGGACUGGCUGGAGUUGCCUCAGAACAUCAAGGAAGGCAUACAAGGCCACGCCGUAGGAUGGUACAACGAAGUAUUCGAUCUCGUCUUUCAGGGCCUCGACCGCCAACAGGCCAACAAGAGCAAGGUCCAAGACGUCAAGAAGGUCGGCGAAAACUCUGGAGAGGAGGAGGAACAGUUGCAUGAAUGA
Metarhizium album ARSEF 1941 is the source of this 3351-nucleotide messenger RNA. RefSeq names its product ATP-dependent protease La. Lineage: Eukaryota; Fungi; Ascomycota; Sordariomycetes; Hypocreales; Clavicipitaceae. Gene Ontology annotation, cellular component: mitochondrial matrix. Bases 1 to 3351 code for a protein of 1116 amino acids. The transcript is spliced from 2 exons. Gene Ontology annotation, biological process: chaperone-mediated protein complex assembly; protein quality control for misfolded or incompletely synthesized proteins; protein catabolic process. The record is from RefSeq and is a predicted model, not a curated record. Gene Ontology annotation, molecular function: serine-type endopeptidase activity; ATP-dependent peptidase activity; single-stranded DNA binding.